Messenger RNA from Hyaloscypha bicolor E, 2049 nucleotides. RefSeq names its product phenoxybenzoate dioxygenase subunit beta. The transcript is spliced from 4 exons. Lineage: Eukaryota; Fungi; Ascomycota; Leotiomycetes; Helotiales; Hyaloscyphaceae. The record is from RefSeq and is a predicted model, not a curated record. The coding region runs from base 187 to 1842 and encodes 551 amino acids. Gene Ontology annotation, molecular function: molybdenum ion binding; pyridoxal phosphate binding; oxidoreductase activity.
CGCAAAUCUCUGCUUUCCGCCCUUACCGAAGACACACCGCCUUUUCAUAAAAUUACGGCCCUAUUUCUAAUUUUUCAGAAUUCACCCCUUUUUUAGCCGAAGUUGCCCCCCUAUUUUCCCCGGAACACCAUUCUUUCACUGCUCUUUCCAAACUCCAGAAGCGACCGAAGUCACCACAAGUCGAAUAUGGCACCAAUUUCACAACCUGACCUUUGGGCCCCAUGGGAAAGUGCCACCAUUCUCCAAGUGAGGACCAGCACGAUGAAACAAAUGCGUGGGCUGUCGAUCACAACGGGCAUCUAUAAGCUUCCGCGCACCACGCGCGUCUUUUGCUCUUUCACAGGUCUCGAGAGCGAUGAACACGAUCUCACUUUCCAUGGUGGUGUCGACAAAGCCGUGCAUCAAUAUUUUCCGGGCCAUUACAAGGACUGGAAGGAGGAGCACCCCGAGGCCGAAGAAGCGUUUGAGGUCGGUGGAUUUGGAGAAAAUCUCGUUGUGAAUGGCGGAAUGAACGAGCGCAAUGUUUGUAUUGGGGAUAUUAUACGGGUUGGUGGGCAAGAUGGGGUUCUGUUACAAAUUUCGUUGCCCAGACAACCCUGCUUCAAGCUGAAUCAUCGAUUUGGACUUAAGGGCUUCGCGGCUCAAACAUGGAAGAAGAGUCGCACGGGGUGGUACUACAAGGUGCUUGAAGAGGGGUGGAUGGAGGUUGGUGAUAAAGUCACGCUGGUGGAGAGAAAGUAUCCCCACUGGACAAUUGAGAGGGUGCAAGAGUAUCUGCAUCGCGAUAAGGACAAUCUUCAGAAGUUGAUGGAGCUGGAGAAGAUUGAGGAAUUCGGGGACGAGUGCAAAAACGCCUUCAAGACCAGAGUUGCAAAACUCAAGGCCGAAGAAGAGGAGAAGGCAAACGGUGGGAAGAAGAAAAAACCAGAGGUUUGGCAGGAGUUUGAAGUUGUUGAGAAGAAGGCCGAAACCAGCAGAAUAGCCUCCUUUAUUCUUGAGAGACCUGGCGAAGGAGAAGAGCUGGAUCCUGGGUUCUUCGUUCGACUCAAAUUGCCCAACGGCUUGAUUCGCCCUUACUCCAUCGUAGGUGGGACAACGAAUCGCUUCCAACUCGGAAUCGCUCUCGAGGAGGACAGCCGUGGCGGCUCACGAUACCUACAUGAAAUAAUUCAGCAAGGAGAUAAGAUCCUUGCAGGGAAUCUUACUGAAAGUAUUCCUUGUUCUCCCCAGUCUUCAAAUCAUAUUUUUAUAGCAGGUGGUAUUGGUAUCACCGCUUUCCUCGCACACAUGGACAUUUAUUCUCAAAUCAACUGGAACUACACACUUCACUACGCCGUCCGAUCUACUGAAGACAUUCCGUUCAGAUCAUUGGUCGAAAAAAUGAGAUCAAACGUCGUAAUCUACAACAAAUCGAAAGGCGAACGGAUGGAUGUCCUUCAAAUUCUCAAAGAUCGCUCCUGGAACUCCUUCGUAUAUAGUUGCGGACCGCAGCGGAUGGUCGAGGAUAUUAUACGCUCUUCAAAGGAAUGUGGUAUGUCGCCAGAGGAAAUUCACCUUGAAGCGUUCCAAAUUGCAACUUCGGGAGACCCCUUUACUGUGGAGGUAAAGAAGACCGGGCAGGUGUUAACAGUGGACAGAGAGAAGACACUCCUGGAAACUAUUAGGGAGGCUGGUUUGGAGGUCGAUUCGAGUUGUGAGACAGGCAAUUGCGGUACUUGUCGAGUCGAGGUCUGCCAAGGGAGAGUGGAUCAUCGGGGAAGUGGGCUAAGUGGAGAGAACAAGGCAAAUGCGAUGUUGAGUUGUGUUUCGAGAGGUAUUGGGCAUAUCGUCAUAGAUUUCUGAGUCAAGCGUUCCACGCUUAAGGUUCUUUCUGGGUUCUUCGUAAUAUUUUCUCUUGCGCUCCAACUCCUUUCAUUGUCCCAGGACAGUAUGGUAGUUCUUAGAGCAGAUAUUGUAUUUGAGCAGUAGCCAAAACGUGCCUCGAUAGACAGUUUCCAAAGCAACAACGUACUUCGAGACCCUCAACAGCUUCAUAGAUAGCAGUCAAAU